UGAUCAUAUUUCUUUAUCAGAUGGGUCAAAGUAUUGUUUAUUUAAAAUGAAGCUGAUUAUUUUACUCAGUGUUGUCGCUCUGGCUGCGGCAGCCCCAGCCGACGUCCAGCUCCUAUGGUCUGAAUACGUGAACGAUGGCUCUGGGAACUAUUACUUCGACUUCGAGCAGUCUGACGGUACCAAAUAUGGAAGCCAAGGCGUGCUGAAGAACAAGGGUCGUGAGGACGAAUUCCUGGCGGUGGAGGGAUCGUACGAGUGGGUGGGGCCCGACGGCGUGCGCUACGUCGUGACCUACACCGCCGACGACAACGGGUACCGACCGGAGAUCGAGCAGAUACAACCAGGACAGCCAAGUGUCCCUGAACAACCCAUACAGCCAGGAUACCCAGCACCACCAGCAACAUAUCCCCCGCUGCUCAUCGCUAGUCUUCUGGGAAAUAAUGGCUAAUGGAUCUAAAGGGUAGAAACAAUAAACUAUACAAGAUAUCGACAAACUGGUUACUGGAUCCUGAAAGUGCUUCACGAACUCUUUCAAACGGUACCAAUAAUGAUGUUACAGAAUAAACUGGAACUAUCUGAAAAUUCAA
Ostrinia nubilalis (European corn borer) is the source of this 587-nucleotide messenger RNA. Its product is annotated as endocuticle structural protein SgAbd-6-like. NCBI's taxonomy places the organism in Eukaryota, Metazoa, Arthropoda, Insecta, Lepidoptera, Crambidae. Gene Ontology annotation, molecular function: structural constituent of chitin-based larval cuticle. The coding region runs from base 47 to 448 and encodes 133 amino acids. Gene Ontology annotation, cellular component: chitin-based extracellular matrix. The record is from RefSeq and is a predicted model, not a curated record. The transcript has 3 exons.